UUACUGUAAGUAAUGAAAUAACUUAACAAAUUCGAAGUUGACAGAGGUAGUUCAAAAUUCGGCCGCCAUUUGUCUUACCAUUGUCAAAAAGAAUUUUUUAUUCAUGAACAUAUUUUAAGGCACUAAACAGGAAUUUUAGUGUCCCAUUUAAGACUAUAAAUCUAAACUCCUCGUAUUGUAGCGAAAAAUGUGAUCUUUGAGUGUUUUAUGUAGUAUCUAACCUUAAUUUUAUUGGCAAUGUUUGGAAUAGUUUGCCCACAAUGCAAAAAAGCAUCGAACGGGGCUGCCAACAGACUGGUAAGAGAUUCUUGCGGUCAUGAGAAAUGCCGUGUGUGUCUUCUUCUCGACGAGGAGAAAUGUCAACAGUGUAAAAUAGAAAAUGUAAACAAAAUAGAGGCCCCAUCAUGUAGAAUUGAAAAAGAACAAGAAUCUUCAAGCGUUAUCAAGUGUGAGAGUCACACUGGAGUGAUAACGUGUAAUGGCACGGCUAAGAAAACACCGAUUUGUCCUAUAGUUCAAAAUGGGGAUGUUCAAACGAAAGAUGAUAUUAAACAACCAACACCGCAAAAAACUAGUAAGAACAAAACAGCUAAAACUGCGCCGAAUAAAAAUUUAUUUGGAAAUGUUUCCAUACCAAAUCACGUGACCAUUCUUAAAGAUCCCACUCAGUAUAAAUGCAACAUUUGUAAUAAAAAAUUUGCUACAAAGUCGCAUAUUAAAUAUCACACCUACUGUACAGGACAAAGAAAACCUUUCCAGUGUAAUUUAUGCUCAAAAGAUUUCAUUACUAAAUCACAUCUAGACGUUCAUAUUUUAAAACAUUCAGGAACCAAACCGUUUACUUGUAACGUCUGUCAGAAAUCUUUUAGCGAAAGAAGCAAAUUAAAGCGCCACAGUGUUUUACAUUCUUCAAUUAAACCAUACAUGUGUUCUGAAUGUGGUAAAGCAUUCCGUAGCAAAGAAUCGCUCAAAAUCCAUACUUUGAUCCAUCGUGGCGAAAAACCAUACUCUUGUCGGGUGUGCAACAUCAGUUUCAACAAUACGUCGAAUUUAAACAAACAUCUGAUCACACAUUCAAAUGAAAAAACUCACAUGUGUGACCAAUGCGGAAAAAGAUUUAAAUUGAAAUGGGCAUUGACUGUCCAUCGCCGAUCUCAUUUGCGAGUACGACCUUUUGAAUGUAGCACUUGCUCAAGAGCUUUUGUUAAUAAUAAAGAUUUGCAACGUCACCAACUUAUCCAUUUAGAAACGAAAGCUUAUAAUUGUAGUAUUUGCAACACUAGUUUUAGGCGUAAAGAUAAUCUAUACCGGCAUGUGAAAAACACACAUCCGGGUAAAAAAGCGGAGCCUGUUACAGCCACCGUCAAACAAUUACUCGUCAAGCCCAGUAAACCGAUAGAUAAUCCCAAUGCGAUUAAUGUGAUAACAGCAUCGCCGGCUUGCAAAACCAAGUCAACGAAUAAUCGAACCGGAACCGUAAUUAACGGGCCUUUGAAGCUUGCAUUCAAGACUAGUGCUUUUAAAAAUAAUUACAACAUUCACAGGGAUUGUGACUACGACCUAAUUCCGAACGUGUCAAAACCGUACGAUUUGGCCGAAUCUGUGAAUAUUUGUCAGAAGAUUUUAUCGCCUCACUCGCCUCCGUCUCGCAACAUAAUCCGGAAAGUCGCCGAGCCGACUUCCACAGAAAUUUGUCAGAAUAUCCUAUCGCCCUAUUCUAGACCUAUCCAUUAUGAGACUUCUUUUGAGCAUAAAAAACACGCAAUUAUAAAAAAUAUCAAAUUUAAAUUGCCUCCAAAUUACACGAAUCUUACGAAUCUUAAAGUUAAUGAUACUUUAAAAGAUGUGAUUUCCGUCAAACCGACUAAUAUUAAUUUUAACGUAGAUGGCGAUUUACCGAAUAAUAACACUUAUACGGAAUUGAAAACGGUACAAAAUGCCGCCACUAGUGUUAUUGUUAAUAGUAAUUUGAACCAAGAUAGUAAUAUGCACUGGAGAAGGAGGACAUCGCAAAAUCUCUGUUCUAGGAGUUUAGAGAAUUAAAGACUGUUCUGGAGUUUUUGCAAAUACAUUUUCUAUAUUUAUGUAAUUUCAGAUGCGUUAAGUAAAGAUAGAUUUUUCACUUAUUCGUAUUUUUUAAUAUUACUAUUUGUAAUUUUUAUUGCGAUUAGAAUGUGAUGUAAGAGAAAAACAUUCUUGAAAAAAUGUAAGAAUAUUUAAAUAAAAUUCGGCUGUGUAUUGUA
Molecule: messenger RNA, 2243 nt
Organism: Tribolium madens (black flour beetle)
Lineage: Eukaryota; Metazoa; Arthropoda; Insecta; Coleoptera; Tenebrionidae
Product: zinc finger protein 2-like
Exons: 5
Coding region: 238-2043 (601 amino acids)
Source: RefSeq, a predicted model, not a curated record